GUACGCUACUGUCACUCGGUCGGCCAACAACACGGCGCGCUUGCUCCGCUCAGGUCCGCUCCACCGCCUCGAUCCCGAGCCCGAUCUCGAUCUCCAAAUCGAUCUUCAACUCGAUCGCUAUACCGCCCAACCGCCAAACCGCCAAACCGCCAAACCGCCAUAUCGCCAUACCGCUCGUCGAACCGUCCGCUGCAGCUGUCAUUCGAAAGCGCGUCGCUCGGCGGCUUCAGACAAAAACCAAACCAGUUACAAGCACUUAACUGCCCUUGCGGAAACAAUUGCAUUGUAAACAGCCAGCAAAAAGCGAAGGGACGCGGGCGAAAUGCAUCCAAUGUGGAAUCGCAACUGGAGCUGGACUCUUUUGAUUUUCUCGGCCCUGCUGCUACUCCUCUCGGCGGAUGUGGCCAAUUCGGAGGAAUGCGGCCAGGAGGAGUUAACCAAGUGCUCCCAACCACUUGAUAUGCUGCAGUUAACGGACUUCUCGAUUGGCCCGGCCAAGAAGGAGGAACUGGAAAAACUUUGUCAUGAGCUGCGCAAGGGAGUGAGGUGCAUCCAGAGCUACACACGCCGUUGCAUGGAUCUGCAGCAGAGGAAUCAGUUCAACAAGCUCUACCACGGCACCAUUCAGUUCAUCAGGGAUCUGUGCAACAAGGGCACCUUCCAGGACGAGUACCUGAAGCACAUUCCCUGCUCCAAAAUGGCCAAGAAGGAGUUCGAGGUGUGCUCCAAUCGCUACCGCGAGACCUUGGUGUUCCUCAAGCCCAACAAGAAUCCGCAAAACUCCGAGAACGGCACCCUGAAUGAGAACAUUAAGACCAUUUGCUGCUCCAUCAACGAAUAUGUGGAUUGCUCGGAGGAUGCUGCACGUAAGAUCUGCAGCGCCGAGGCGGCAAAGUUCACUCGCCAGCUGGUGGAGAAGGCUGUUGGUAGCCUGACCACGACCUACUGCGAGGACUUCACCCGGAAUCCGAGCAUGUGCAGGGACGGCGAUGGCAAUGGCUCCACUCGGUCAGCUGUGAGCAGUUUGGGCCUCCUUCUCACAGGGACAUUGCUCACUUUGCUGGUCAGCAGAGGCAACAGAUAGAUGGCAGAACCACAGCUAAGUGCACAAAUCUACAACCAGUCUUACCAGAACGAAAUUUCGCGAAGAGGAGAGGCGCAGAGAAGGAUAAAUAGUUAAGGUUUCCCCCUAUCACACCGAAAGAAUUCCACACGCUGUUGCAUACUUCUGGCAGUCAGUUUAGGCCACAGGAUCCCCAAAUAGAAGGAUAGCAGGUCGAAGGAGUAAGCUAUGCAGUAAAGUAAAGUACACGUUAAGUAUGUUAUGUAUACCAGUAUGCAUAUGUAUAUCUAUAGGGAAUAUGAGAGCAGUUAGUCAGUUUCAGGCAUGGCUGAGAUCGUAUAUAUAUGCGGAUAUGUGUGUUACUAUAUAGUAAUAUAGUGGAUAUAGGCUAGCUAGUUAGAAUCAGUGUUGAGUGUGGCAGGCAGGUUAGUUGUUUGUUGGCCUUACUUUCCAGUCGUCGUCGUCGUCGAUCGUGCAAUACAAGAGUUUCGUUGAGUUUGUUGAAGUUGAAGUCCAGGCUUUAAGUGUAGGCAUAUUUUAGAGAAUACCCCUAAGUUUUAAAAUUCGUUGUUAGCUGAAUUUAGAGCGCGCCCCACCCACCUCCGUUUUCCGUAACACCAGGUAAUAUUAGAUGAUCUUCUAGAAGCGCCUAUGUACCUCUCAAUCGCAGUGUAUUUGCAAAAGUCACACAGCACUAAGCGCACAAGAAAAUUACCCGAGUGGAUUGGCUCACAUAUCGGCAAUAACUUUAGAUUAAAUAAAAGUGCAUUUCUAUGAA
Molecule: messenger RNA, 1841 nt
Organism: Drosophila yakuba
Lineage: Eukaryota; Metazoa; Arthropoda; Insecta; Diptera; Drosophilidae
Exons: 6
Coding region: 323-1084 (253 amino acids)
Source: RefSeq, a predicted model, not a curated record